Messenger RNA from Rhagoletis zephyria (snowberry fruit fly), 2100 nucleotides. The record is from RefSeq and is a predicted model, not a curated record. Lineage: Eukaryota; Metazoa; Arthropoda; Insecta; Diptera; Tephritidae.
AUGAUCGACGACUGGGCGAGUCGGGCGCCCAACAAACCGAUGGCGGAGAUAGUCUCCGUGAAGGACGUUCACGGGAACACGCCCCUCCACCUGGCCAUUAUGACCGGCCAGAAGCACACCGUACAGCUGCUGCUGAGCCGCGACGCUCCAAUCAAGUCGCGCAAUGCCGCCGGCUGGACGCCGCUCGAUGAGGCCAUCAGCUACGGCGAUCGAGCUAUGAUCCGCCGAAUCCUGAAGAGCGGCCGGAAGCAGGCCCGUCGCUCGAUGCAGUCCCGCCGUCCAAAACUGAUCGACGCCCUAAGCCGCAUACCCGACUUUACGAUGGACCUCCGCUGGGAAUUUUACUCCUGGGUGCCCAUCGUCAAGCGUUUCCUCCCCUCGGACACUUGUACCCUUUCGAAACGAGGCAGUUCCAUUCGCUUAGAUACAACUUUAGUCGAUUUCAGCGACCGAAGCUGGCAACGCGGCAACAUUACCUUCAUCUUCAACGGCGAGGCGAAGAGUGAUGGAAGGCAUGGAGGUAAAGCAUUGACCGUGCUGGACAACGAGCUGAAGGUCUACCAGUCGGUGAAGUACAGCGGCCACUCCUCGGACAUUGAGGAGGACAUUGACAUACUGAUGUCGAGUGACAUCAUCUACCCGAUGAUGAGCACCAAGUCGAUUACCUUCACGCGGGCGCAGGCGGGCUGGUGGUUCAGUCGCUACAAUCGAACGGAACAAGUCGGUCAGUUCGAGGCCGACUUCUACAACAUCAACGGGCUGGUGAUGGAGUCGCGGAAGCGGCGGGAGCACCUCUCCGAGGAGGACGUCCAGUCGAAUCGGCAGCUGAUUGAGACGCUGAAGCGCUCCAUGGACAACCCCAAAGGAGGCAAUGGAGGUAAUGGAGGAAGUGGCACCUCGCCCAGUGCCAGCACCACCGAACUGCUGGACAUGGCGGCGAUGGCGGGCGGAGCUGAAGAGGAUGAGGAUGAGGAGGAGGGAGAACUGGUGAACAUCAACGGGGAAAAGUUUCCGCAGAAGACGCCGGAGAAGACGACAGCCUCAAAGGCUCAGACAUCUAAGCAGCAGGGUACCACUAAAAAAGCCUCUACUUCAAAGAAAGAGAGCACAAAGAAGCCCUUCAACGGGAGCUCAGUUCUUGCCAGUCCUCCCUUGUCGUCGGAAAAGAAGCUUCCGAAUGGGGGCGCUGCCCUCACUUCUUCAAAAACUAAAAAAGAGAGCGGAAGUUUUACCGAGGGAAGUUCAGCUGAAGAUGAUGAGGACGACGAGGAUGAGGACGAAGAUGAGGACGAGUACGAAGAUGAGGACGAGUUUGAAGAGGAAGCCCAAUCAAAGCAAUCAAAGAGCAAGCCUUCAGGUCGAGAAAGUCGGUCGUCUAAAAAGAGCAACAGCGGAGGACAAACUUCCGAACCUUCCACGCCCACUUCCGCUUCGAUCAAGGCACUGGAGAGCACUGUCUCGCACUCCUUUCGCCGUCGACGAUCACUUCCCCCGCCGGCCCCUCCCUCGACGCCCAUCACCUGGCAGGCGUACAUCAGGGCGCCUAGGGGCCAUCNCAAAAGCAAGCCUUCAGGUCGAGAAAGUCGGUCGUCUAAAAACAACAGCGGCGGACAAACUUCUGAGCCUUCCACGCCCACUUCCGCUUCGAUCAAGGCACUGGAGAGCACUGCUUCUCAUUCCUUUCGCCGUCGACGGUCACUCCCACCGCCGGCCCCUCCCUCGACGCCCAUCACCUGGCAGGCGUACAUCAGGGCGCCUAGGGGCCAUCCGCCCUGCCUGGCCCGUCCCCUGAAGAGCAAAACCUCGACGCGGACCUUCAAGGCGACGCUGGCGAUGAGCCGCGACUUUCCCCUCAGCAUCGAGUCGCUGCUCAACGUCCUCGAGGUAGUGGCCCCUUUCAAGCACUUCAAGAAGCUGAAUGAGUUUGUGCGGCUGAACCUGCCGCCGGGCUUUCCCGUGAAGAUUGACAUUCCCGUCAUCCCGGCGGUGCUCGCCCGCGUCACCUUCCUCAACUUCACCUUCAAGACGGACAUUCCGGAGGCGCUCUUUGAGGUGCCCGCCGACUACACCGAGGAUCCGAGUCGCUUUCCCGACAUCUAA